Messenger RNA from Phlebotomus papatasi, 3033 nucleotides. RefSeq names its product pseudouridylate synthase RPUSD2-like. The coding region runs from base 700 to 2736 and encodes 678 amino acids. Lineage: Eukaryota; Metazoa; Arthropoda; Insecta; Diptera; Psychodidae. The transcript is spliced from 12 exons. Gene Ontology annotation, biological process: pseudouridine synthesis. Gene Ontology annotation, molecular function: pseudouridine synthase activity; RNA binding. The record is from RefSeq and is a predicted model, not a curated record.
UUCUUCCACUCUCAUAUUGUUCGGUUCUGUUUGGACUCUCGGUGGGAAAAACCUUCAGUACAUCACGGUAUCUUGUACGAAUCAGUCUUGUACGUUCACUUCUUGUCGCUAAGCUCGAGUGAUUGGUGACUUUUUGUGUGGUCAAAGUAUUAACCUUUCGAUAAGUAUUUGGCAAUAAUAUUGCAGAAGAAGUAAUUUAAAUUUACAAAAAAAAGCUCUGAGCUAAGAUCAAGUGUUUUGUGCGGUGAUUCUGUGGUAAAAGUAAAAAUAAAAGUUGUUUUUACUGGUUAAGCUUUCAUUGUCAGUUGUUCUUGCAUGUGAAUUUUCAAAAAAAAAAAAAAGUGAAUUUAGAAAUUCCGUUGAGCUUUUAAGGUGUGAUUUCUCUCACAUAUCCAUCAACUUGAAUCAACGUGGUUGGAAAGGAAAAAUAAAAGAAAUUCGUGAGAGGAAGCUGCGUUGUGAAAAGUCGGGGCAAGGCAUAACCGAGAGAAACAAGACAUGAGAAGUGCAAGUGAUUGUAUGGUGAAAUAGAAGUUGUUAAUAUAAAAAAAAAGUUGUGAAAGACUUGGUAUCCUCGGGUGUGUAUAGUGUAAGAGCUUUUUUUGUUGCGGAUUGUAGCCGUGUGAGGGAGUUUGGGUAGAUAGAGAAAGAGAGAGAGAGAGGAUAGAGAGUUAAAAAAAAAGACUAACGAGGUGCGAUAUGCAGCACCAUCCGGGAUCGUGGUAUUUGCCCUGGGGAGUGCCACUGCAGAAGAUGCUGGUGCCGUUGCACCCAUCUCCGGCGGGAUUUCAUCCGCAAGCAGCUGCUGCAGCCGCGGCGGCCCAAUCGGGAGCUGUGCAGGUUUCUGCAGCUACUCAGCAGGCCACUCAGCAGCAGAACUACCAGCAUCUUCAUCCCGCCGCGGCACUGCAUCAUCCACCGGCGGGGUUACAUCAGCCGCCAAUGCAUCCUGCCGCCGCGGCGGCUAUGUUUACGCCUAUUUCGCUGAGAACCUUUCUCGGGCCAUCGCACAAUUUGAGUUUGGGUCAGCAGACACUGUCGGGCGCCGUGCAGGCCACACAGCCGCCUCCGCCGCUCUCCAGUCAGACCACAACACAGAUGGCCGGCAUCAAUUUGAAUGUGGGCGUCGUCCCGGUGCGUCAGAGCGCCUCUUCCGGUGUCGCCAGCAACGCACUCCUCAUGCCCGUCAAGAAGAUAAUUGCUGGUGAUAAGGAAAAAUCCAAAUUGGUUGCCACAGAAAAGCGCAAAGCUGACGAUGUUGAGCAACUUAAGGAUCUCAAGAAGGCCAAACUGGAAACAAAGGCACUAAAAGCUAAGCGACCAGGUUUUACUGAUGAAAGAUAUCACGAAACCUCCUACUACAUAGAAAGUGGUUUGAGAAAAGUGUAUCCGUAUUACUUCACAUUCACCACCUUCACGAAGGGACGGUGGGUGGGUGAACAGAUACUUGAUGUCUUCGCACGGGAAUUUCGUGCACAUCCAGCUGAAGAAUAUGAAAGAUGUAUCAAAGCUGGUACAUUAACUGUUAAUUAUGAAAAAGUGCCCACUGACUAUAGAUUGAAGCACAAUGAUUUAUUAGCUAAUGUUGUUCAUAGACAUGAAGUACCAGUCACUAGUCAACCAAUCACAAUAGUGCAUAUGGACGAUGAUAUUGUGGUUGUGAACAAACCAGCAUCAAUUCCUGUUCAUCCAUGUGGUCGAUAUCGUCACAACACUGUGGUCUUUAUCCUGGCGAAGGAGUACAACUUGAAGAACUUGAGGACAAUUCAUCGUCUGGAUCGACUGACGUCGGGACUGUUGCUAUUUGGCCGGAGUCCCAAGAAAGCUCGCCAAAUGGAACACCAAAUUCGCAAUCGACAAGUUCAAAAGCAGUACGUGUGUCGGGUUGAGGGAGAAUUCCCAGAUGGUGUGAUUGAAUGCAAGGAGCCCAUCGAGGUGGUAAGCUACAAAAUUGGAGUAUGCAAAGUGUCUCCGAAGGGGAAGGAGUGUACGACGAAAUUCGAGAAAUUGGGCUUCAAUGGGAAAUCCAGUGUGGUCCUGUGCAAGCCACAAACUGGCCGCAUGCAUCAGAUCCGUGUGCAUUUGCAGUAUUUAGGCUAUCCGGUAAUUAAUGAUCCGCUGUACAAUCACGAGGUGUUCGGACCGGCCAAGGGACGAGGAGGUGACAUUGGUGGUAAAUCAGAUGAACAACUAGUGAAGGACUUGAUAAAUAUCCACAAUGCUGAGAAUUGGUUGGGAAUCGAUGGUGACUCAGAAAUGUCACUGUUCAAAUCCAUGAAACCAGAUGCUGAGGAUGGUGGUGUUUUGGGCUGUGGUAAAGGAAACAUCCUGAGUGACGACGACUGCGAAACUGUGUCAAGAGAGGCGUCACCGUGUUCAGAGAGUCCCAGACCAUUAUCUCACGGAAGUGAGAGUCCCCAUGAAAGUGUCUGCUUAUCCUCGACACCAUCGACGCCUCAGCAAAAUUCACCGCCGGCAGCCGCCAGCCACAUCAAGAGGACACAGGCAAAGGUAACAGUGGCCACACAGACUGGCCAUGAAUCACCGGACCUCACGUUCAAUCCCGAUAAGAUGACAGUCGAUAAACACUGCUACGAGUGCAAAGUUCGCUACAGGGAUCCAAAGCCGCAGGAUCUUGUAAUGUAUUUGCAUGCAUGGAAGUAUAAGGGUCCCGGUUGGGAGUAUUCCACUGAACUUCCGGACUGGGCGUCAGCACAGUGGAUCGAGGAUGAAUAGAUUUUGAAGCUGAGAGACCACCAUAUGGCAAAAUGAUUGAGGAAACCACAGCACAUAAUUAAAUUAUAAUUAAAUAUCGCUACACAUCAUAACAAAACUCUUAUUAGAUUGAUAUUAAUGGCAAAAAGACAUUUUUUUUCCUCCUUCCUUCCCUCAAAUAAACAUUUUAUUUCUUCCUUCAGCCUUUGGUUUACGUUGUUUCUUGUUCUUUUUUUGUAUCAUCAUUUAAAUUAAAACAAAAAAAAGAGAUUUAAACUGUGAAGCAGAAGUUUAAGUAAAAGAAAAAAAACAAGAAAA